GGCCCACACGUGGGCCACCACGUGCAUCGUCCGGCCGGCGAGGGACCACGGCGGCACCCACCCGCGGACCCGCCGGCGCACGGUUCCGGAAUCACUUCCCACGCGAUUCCACCCUCUCGCCGAGACGCUGACCCAACAACCCGAGCAUCGCGGAAUCCGCCGCCCCCCUGAAAAGAAAGCAAGCGAGCGUACAAAGGGCGCGUGCGCGGUGCGCGGGUGUCGGAGGAGGAGUAGGUGGGCAGAUCGAUCGGAGCGGUUCGGUAGGGGUCGGAGGCCGGCCGCCAUGGCAGCAGCGGGAGGAGCGGGACGGGGAGGAGGGAAAGGAGGAGGAGGGAAGGGGGAGGGGUCGCUGGCGUACAGGGCGUGGAGGCUGUACCUGCUCCAGCUCCAGCAGCACCCGCUUCGCACAAAGAUGAUCACGGCGGGGUGCCUCGCCGGCGUCAGCGACUCCGUGGCGCAGAAGCUCUCCGGGUACCAGAAGAUUGAGAAGCGCAGGCUGUUCCUCAAGAUGCUCUUUGGUUUUGCACAUGGUGGCCCAUUUGGACAUUUUUUGCACAAAAUUCUGGAUUAUAUCUUCAAAGGGAAGAAGGAUACCAAAACUAUAGCUAAGAAGGUUUUGCUGGAGCAAGUGACAUCUUCUCCCUGGAACAAUUUGUUGUUCUUGUUCUAUUAUGGAUAUGUUGUUGAGAGGAGGCCUUUGAAGGAGGUGACGAUCAGGGUGAAGAAACAGUAUCCUUCUGUGCAAUUGAGUGCUUGGAUGUUUUGGCCGAUUGUUGGCUGGAUAAACCAUCAGUACAUGCCUUUGCAAUUCCGUGUGAUCUUCCACAGCCUUGUUGCGUGUUGUUGGGGGAUAUUUCUCAACCUUCGCGCAAGGGCUAUGUCUCUGAAGCAGGCUUAGAUGGUAUGGAAGGAACAAAUAGCAGCACAGCAUCAACCCAGCUACUAACCUGCCAAAGAACAAGGAUGCUGGACGCUAUACCCUGUCGACCUAUACUGUUCUGGGGGGAAAAUUCUUCUUGAAGCCAUGCAAGUAGUUGAAGAUUUCGACUAUAUAUCCAGUAGUAGUCGGUUUAUUUGAUUGUCAACACGUGAAGACAGAUUAAGCUUUUGUGAAUCGUAAUGGAACCGAAGUAUGACGAGUUUUCCUGCCUUUGAGAACAGCC
Panicum hallii is the source of this 1163-nucleotide messenger RNA. Its product is annotated as peroxisomal membrane protein PMP22. Lineage: Eukaryota; Viridiplantae; Streptophyta; Magnoliopsida; Poales; Poaceae. The record is from RefSeq and is a predicted model, not a curated record. The coding region runs from base 284 to 898 and encodes 204 amino acids. Gene Ontology annotation, cellular component: cytoplasm; membrane. The transcript is spliced from 7 exons.